UGCCACCUCCCCUCACGGCCAAGAUGGCGGCGCGGCGCGGCUCCUCCAAAGCCCGCGCUCCGAAUCGCCUCAGGGCUCCGAAUCGCGACCGGCCCCGGCCCCGGGCCCGCAAUCGCGACAGAGAGAACGCGGAGCCCCCCGGACGCGUGUACCUGCCCGGGGCGGGGCCGCCGCUGGGCCCCGAUGAGGAGCUGGUGAUGGAUGAGGAGGCGUACGUGAUGUAUCACCGCGCCGGCACCGGGUCGCCGUGCCUGAGCUUUGACGUGGUGCGGGACGGGCUGGGGGAGGGGCGGGAGGAGCUGCCGCUGUCGGUGCUGCUCUGUGCGGGAACGCAGGCCGAGACCCCCGGGGCCAACCGGGUGCUGCUGCUGCAGAUGCAGAACCUGCACGGGCUGCGGCGGGGGAGGGGAGGGGACAGCAGUGACAGCGACAGCGACAGCGAGCAGGAGGAGGAGGAGGGGCGGGAGCCGCAGCUGCUGCUCAUCAUGGCCCCCCAUUAUGGGGGGGUCAACAGGCUCAGGGUGACAUCUCUUGUUGGGGAGUCCCCAAUCGCGGCCGUGUGGUCGGAGCGGGGCCAGGUGGAGGUGCUGGAAUUGAGGGGGGCCCUGGGCGCCCUGGGGACAGAAUUUGGGGAGGGGGAUUUGGGCAGGAGGCCCAAGAGCGUCCAGCAGGGAGCUCUGCCCACCCUCGCCACCUUCAGCGGCCACCUGGACGAGGGAUUCGGGCUGGACUGGAGCCCCCUGAGCCCAGGCCGGCUGCUGUCCGGGGACGUCCGUGGCCGCAUCCAUCGCUGGGAGCCGCGCGAGGGCGGCUGGGCCGUGGAUCAGCGGCCGCUGCUCGGCCACGGCGGCAGCGUGGAGGACAUCCAGUGGUCACCCAGCGAGGCCUCGGUGUUCAUCUCGUGCUCCUCGGACGCCUCCAUCCGCGUGUGGGACGUGCGGGCGCCGCCGGGCCGGGCGUGCCAGCUGAGCGUGGCCUCGGCGCACGACGGCGACGUCAACGUGGUCACCUGGAGCAGGAGGGACCCGGCAGCGCUGCUCAGCGGCGGGGACGACGGCACGCUGCGGCUCUGGGACCUCAGGAGCAUCCGGAGCAGCCCCUCGAGCGUGGCCACCUUCAAGCAGCACCGGGGCCCCAUCACGUCGGUGCAGUGGCACCCGGGCGAGAGCGGCGUGCUGGCGGCCGCGGGCGAGGACGACCUGGUGACCCAGUGGGACCUGGGGGUGGAGAGAGACCCCCAGGAAACUGGGGAGGGGUCCGGGGAGGGGCUCUCGGAGCUGCCCCCGCAGCUGCUGUUCCUGCACCAGGGGGAGAGGGAGGUGAAGGAGCUGCACUGGCACCCGCAGUGCCCGGGGCUGCUGCUGUGCACGGGCAGGGAGGGCAUCGCUGCCUUCCGCACCAUCAGCGUGUGAGAAUAAAAAUUGGGGUAAAAACAUCCAAAUUUGGGGUCAGGAAUGUUCAAAUUGGGGUGGGAACAGCAGGAAUUGGGAUGGGAAUGGCACCCGCAGUGCCCGGGGCUGCUGUGGGGCAUUGCCACCUUCUGCACUAU
Molecule: messenger RNA, 1549 nt
Organism: Camarhynchus parvulus
Lineage: Eukaryota; Metazoa; Chordata; Aves; Passeriformes; Thraupidae
Gene: GRWD1
Product: glutamate rich WD repeat containing 1
Molecular function (GO): protein binding
Source: RefSeq, a predicted model, not a curated record